Messenger RNA from Ostertagia ostertagi, 390 nucleotides. The record is from the annotation of a GenBank genome assembly. NCBI's taxonomy places the organism in Eukaryota, Metazoa, Nematoda, Chromadorea, Rhabditida, Trichostrongylidae.
AUGAUGGACAAGUUGUCCUCGCCGGGUACCGCAUCUCCCGAGAAUUCGAUGACAAGGACCACGGCCACUCCACAAACAACUCACACUCCUCCACUGGAACCUGGAGUUCCAAUGCAAUUUCAGAUGCCGUUCUUCGCCAAUCCUUUCAUGUCACCGUUCAUGCCUCAGCAAGGAGUUCCCGUUGACGGUAGCAUCGCACCUCCAGCAGGAGGAAACCCUGCGAUGCCGGCGUUUUUCUUCUCUCCUGCUCAGUACCAGGAGAUGAUGCAACAAUACUUUACUCAAAUGAUGACAGCUAAUCAAUACGGAAUGAAUAUGGCAUUCCCUAUGCCUUUUGGUACCACGUUAGUACGGCCAUGUAGCCAGUUAGUUGGCAUUGAGCUGUGUUAG